CACCUCUAGCUGACGCGCGUCUACAUUGCCGCCAUUUGAAAAAAACGAAGUAAUCGGAGGAAUUUUGCAGUUUGUCAGAUACAGUCGCUAGCAAUGGAGGACAUCUUGGGCGUGCUGGGCUCGCUUUCGGAACUGCGGCGCGAGCUGGAGGUGCUCAGCAAGGCCCACUUCGAGGAGCUGGACCACCUCUUCUACGGCAGUGUACAUUCGGAGGCGGAUGCCAAAACGGCGGACAGUGCGCCGACGGCCAGGAGCCAGGAGAACUCCUCGGUGACUCCGCAGCAGACGAAGAAGCGGCCCAAGCGACUCAGCUCUCUGGCCGAGGAUCAGGACGACUCCGAGGCUGCCACGGACACCACGGCCAGCUUCUCGGCCCGCCCGACAGUUCGGGUCAGCAAUUCCCAGCUGCUGGCCGUCGCUGAGGAUGAACUCAACUCCACGGCCUCGCUGAUGCCGCCUCCGCCCGCGCCCACGCCCGCGCUCGCCCCGGCGGACACCACCCUAAACUCCGGACGGCCACAACGCGCUGCCAAGCUGAAGUCCGAGAAGCUGCUCAAGGAGCCCUCGAUCAACCGCAAGAUGCGCCGGCCCAGCAACGAAGAGAGUAUUAAGGUCAAGGUGGAGAGCGAGCAGCGAGUCUCCCAGUUCGAUAGUUCCACCAGUGGGCGGCCUGCCCAGAAGAAGGAGCAGAAGGAGUCAGAGUCGGAGCCAGCAAUCCCAGCAGCCCCAGCAGCAGUGCAGCGGGAGAAGUCACAGGCGGAGCCUUCCGAGGGCGCCAAUACAACGAAGCCUCUGCGCGUGAAGAUCAAGCGCGAGAAACUAAGUAACGAAGCAUUGGCCCCUCCCACUGAUGCGUCUACCGCAACAGAUGUAACCACCGCCUCCUCCGUGACGAUGGAUGUGGUCCGGCCGAACGAUACAAUGGCCAACAAUACAACGACCAGCAACAUAACGACCAGCAACACUACGGCCAGUAACACAACGACCAAUAACACAACCACCACCUCUGAGGUCGUCAAGAAGGUCCGCAAGAAGAAGAAGGACGUCGAGAACCACCGACCGAUCAAGGUGGAGCGCUUUAGCGACCUGGACAAGAACUCGCCAGUGUCGUCGCGCACACGCAAGGGAAGCACCGAGUCGGGACCGAACCGGGAACGCUCCAUCUACAAGGACGCACUCGAGGGUCCGCCCAUUGCAGAGCAAUCAGUGGCUGUAGCUGCUCCAGCCGCUGCAAACGAGACGGUGACCAUUUCAAACGCAACCAUGGUACUGGGUCCAGCACCCACAGGCGACAGCCCAAUGGGAACGGCUUCGGAUGCCACCUUCGAGGUUCAGUCCGGCGAAAAGAAGCCGCCAGUGAUUAAGCAGGACAGUCUGCUCACAGAGGACGAGUCGCUGGAGGAGAAGUUGCCGCCGGCAAAGCUGAUAUCGAACAUCAAGGCUAUAAAGCUGCCAACUCGCACCCACGAGCUAUUCAACCCACUCCUGCAGAGUCCGGUGAAGCUCCGCGUGGAGGCUUUCGAGAAUGCGGCCCAGGCGCAAGCCAAUUCGCGUCCCAAACGGGGCAAGGAAGUGCAGGGCACCCCGGGGUCCAGCAACACUCCCAAGAUUGGCAAACUUCCCGCUCCGACGAUGGGUCGCUUCUACACGCCGACGCAGACGAGCAGCACGCUGCCCUUGAGCUCCGCGCAGCCCAAAAAGGGACCUGCAAGCGCGUCCAAGGCCAUUCCUUUGAUGAAAACGGCCACGGGGACGAACCUGAAGUCAGCCAACUCUACGUCUACCAAGACACUGUCGCGCGAGAACAGCGGCGAUGACUUCCGCAAGGGACUGCACAACCUUGCCGAGGAGCGCAAGAAGCUGCGAGAGCAGAAGCACCAGCAGGCGGCCCAGCAGCGCGAGGCCAAGGAACGGGAGCGAGCCGAGCGCAUGGCCAAGUUGGCCGCCGAGCGGGCCAAGAAGCAGGAGGAGCGAAAGCGCUUAGAAGAGCGCAAGCGGCAGGAGCUGGAGGAGAUCCAGCGCAAGAUGCGCCAGCAGGAGGAGGCCGAGGCGCUCAAGAGGGCCAAGAUCAAGGAGCUGGAGCAACAGAAGCUGCAGCAGCUGACCGGCGCCAAGCCCAAGAAGAUGCUUCCGCCGCCGCCGAAGACCAAGUACACCUGGGAGAUGCUGCACGAGGACGACUCCACCGACGACGAGGGCAAGGUCACACAUAAGCGCCCUCCCGCACCCACCUGGAGUCGAAGCCAUGUGAGAGGGGAGGCGAUCGCCAUGCAGAGCCAUUGCCCCACCGACAUCAUCGACAGUUUCUUCUCGGUGGUGCCCACCACGCCGGACCUGAAGCAGAUAUUCCCGAACAUCGAUCCCAGCCAGCUGAAGCGCAACUCCAGCGUCCUCUGGUCCACGCCGCCGCGCUACUCCGAGCUGCCGAAGUACUAGCCUAGUAGUCCUGUUCCCUUUACCCGUUAAUGCACAUGUUUAUGAUCGAAUGAAUAAAGUUAAUUGAGAAAAUUAAA
Drosophila rhopaloa is the source of this 2513-nucleotide messenger RNA. RefSeq names its product histone-lysine N-methyltransferase, H3 lysine-79 specific (gene Incenp). The record is from RefSeq and is a predicted model, not a curated record. Gene Ontology annotation, biological process: metaphase chromosome alignment; meiotic spindle midzone assembly; positive regulation of protein serine/threonine kinase activity. The coding region runs from base 94 to 2436 and encodes 780 amino acids. Lineage: Eukaryota; Metazoa; Arthropoda; Insecta; Diptera; Drosophilidae. Gene Ontology annotation, molecular function: protein serine/threonine kinase activator activity. Gene Ontology annotation, cellular component: meiotic spindle midzone; kinetochore; midbody. The transcript has 6 exons.